Myotis myotis is the source of this 1660-nucleotide messenger RNA. RefSeq names its product gastrulation brain homeobox 1 (gene GBX1). Lineage: Eukaryota; Metazoa; Chordata; Mammalia; Chiroptera; Vespertilionidae. The record is from RefSeq and is a predicted model, not a curated record. Gene Ontology annotation, biological process: regulation of nervous system development; regulation of transcription by RNA polymerase II. The coding region runs from base 1 to 1086 and encodes 361 amino acids. The transcript is spliced from 3 exons. Gene Ontology annotation, cellular component: nucleus. Gene Ontology annotation, molecular function: DNA-binding transcription factor activity, RNA polymerase II-specific; RNA polymerase II transcription regulatory region sequence-specific DNA binding.
AUGCAGAGAGCUGGAGGCGGAAGCGCCCCCGGGGGCAGCGGCGGGGGCAGUGGUGGGGGCCCGGGCACUGCCUUCUCCAUUGACUCCCUGAUCGGGCCACCGCCGCCACGCUCUGGCCACUUGCUCUAUACCGGCUACCCCAUGUUCAUGCCCUACCGGCCCCUCGUGCUGCCGCAGGCGCUGGCCCCUGCGCCGCUCCCCACCGGCCUCCCACCCCUCGCCCCGCUAGCCUCCUUUGCCGGCCGCCUUACCAACACCUUCUGCGCCGGGCUGGGGCAGGCUGUGCCCUCGAUGGUGGCGCUGACCACCGCGCUGCCCAGCUUUGCAGAGCCGCCGGACGCCUUCUACGGGCCCCCAGAUCUCGCUGCUGCUGCUGCUGCUGCCGCCGCCGCCCGAAACAACCCUGAGCCCGGCGGCCGACGCCCAGAGGGUGGACUGGAAGCCGAAGAACUGCUGCCGGCCCGGGAGAAAGUGGCAGAGCCCCCACCGCCCCUGCCUCCGCACUUCUCAGAGACUUUCCCAAGUCUGCCGGCUGAGGGGAAGGUGUACAGCUCAGAUGAGGAGAAGCUGGAGGCACCAGCAAGAGACCCAGCAGGCAGCGAACAGGAGGAAGAGGGCUCGGGCGGUGACAGUGAGGACGACGGUUUCCUGGACAGUUCUGCAGGGGGCCCGGGGGUUCUCCUGGCACCUAAACCGAAGCUAAAGGGAAGCCUGGGGACUGGAGCUGAGGAGGCAGCCCCAGUGGCAUCAGGAGUCACGGCUCCUGGGGGCAAAAGCCGGAGGCGCCGCACAGCAUUUACCAGUGAGCAGCUUUUGGAAUUGGAGAAGGAGUUUCAUUGCAAGAAAUACCUGAGCUUGACAGAGCGUUCCCAGAUCGCCCAUGCCCUCAAGCUCAGUGAGGUGCAGGUCAAGAUCUGGUUUCAGAAUCGGAGAGCCAAGUGGAAGCGCAUCAAAGCUGGCAAUGUCAGCAGCCGUUCUGGAGAGCCCGUAAGAAACCCCAAGAUUGUUGUGCCCAUACCCGUGCAUGUCAACAGGUUCGCUGUGCGGAGCCAGCACCAACAAAUGGAACAGGGAGCCCGGCCCUGAAUGGGGCUCUUGAGGACUUCAGAAGGCAAAGGAUUCGUUUCCUGGGCUUGCUUAGAGACUGGGUUAUGGCUCUGUGGACCAGGGAGCUACCACUAUGAUUCUGCCCUAGCAGGCGGCUCAGUUGGCAACUCACUUAGCUCUAGGUAUGCUCUCCUGGCAAUCCGAGAUAUGGGCACGUGUCCUUGAGCCUAUUCCAGAGACCCUCAGGACUGGGGCUUCAGGAUUGAAGGGGCUUGGGUUCUCAUUGCCCAGGAGCUUUUGGGACUGAGGUGGACUCCUGGGGAGGUGUUGGGUUCUAAAAUGCCUAGGGCCUGAAAGGUUCCUGGAAUCACUUCUGACAGGGGUGGGGAAGAAUCCAGGGUAAUGACCAGCCAAGCUGAUCACAACUCCUUAUUUAUUUUGUGUAAAGUUUGUAUAUGUGGAUCUAUCUGCCUCUGUCUGUCUGCACUGAGAGGGCUUGGGAAAGUUAUGUUUCCUCGAUCCUCAACCAGAGUUUAGUUCCAUCUUACUGCCGCGGAGUGGUUACCGUCUUGCCUAUCUAUAAUACAAGGACAUGCAGAGAAACUAAAUGGAA